This is a messenger RNA of Aspergillus brunneoviolaceus CBS 621.78, 1794 nucleotides long. RefSeq names its product putative flavin-containing amine oxidase. The transcript has 2 exons. NCBI's taxonomy places the organism in Eukaryota, Fungi, Ascomycota, Eurotiomycetes, Eurotiales, Aspergillaceae. The record is from RefSeq and is a predicted model, not a curated record. The coding region runs from base 1 to 1794 and encodes 597 amino acids. Gene Ontology annotation, molecular function: oxidoreductase activity.
AUGUCUACCAAAGCCAUCGUGACCGACCCCGCCGCCUACCACGCCGCCGGGGUCAUCUCCAACGGCCCUCUGCUGCACAUCUCCGGUCAACCCGGCACCUUAGCGGGCAAGACUCCCUCCGAUGGCGUCUCACAGAUCCAUCUGGCCUUGUUGAACUUGCACCGUGUCAUCGCCGCGGCCGGCGCCUCUCCGCGUGACAUUGUCAGUUUAACCCUCUACGUUGUCAAUUACGAUGCGGCCAACCGUCUACACCCGAAGCCCCUUCAGACCUUCCUCGCUGGCCAUCUUCCUGCUGUGACCGUUGUGCCGGUUCCUGCUCUGGCCGUGCCGGAGUGGAAGUACGAGAUCGCUGCGACCGUUGCAGUUCCGUCCCCCACCGUCCCCCGCUCGCUGCCCUCGCCAACUGAUGCCGACGUCGACGUCCUCGUCAUCGGCGCAGGUCUCUCCGGUCUGGCAGCAGCCGAGUCGGUCCUCCAAUCCGGCCUCUCCUGUCUCGUCCUGGAAGGCCGGGACCGGGUAGGCGGGAAAACAUGGACGGAGACACUCCCCAGCGGCACAGGAGUCGUCGACCUGGGCGCUGCCUGGAUCAACGACACCAACCAGACCGAGAUGAUCGCCCUCGCACGACGCGCCGGCGUCGAGCUCAUCGAGCAGAACACCACCGGCAACUGUCUGCUGGAGCAGGACAAGGGCCCUACCGUUCUCUUCCCCUACGGCCAAACCCCCUGCAUCACACCGCAAAUCCAAUCCGAACUGGAUAACGUCCGGGAAAUGUGCGAGGCGGACUGCCAAGCACUCUCCUGCGAAAGUCCCACCGACCCCGCUCUCGACUCGCUCUCCUUCUACGCCUACCUGCAAUCCCGCAACGUCAGCCCCGCCGCUCUCGCGACAGCAUCGGUCUGGACGCGCGCCAUGCUCGGCCAAGAACCCACCGACAUCUCGGCCCUCUACUUCCUGAACUACUGCCGCUCCGGCGGCGGCCUGAUCCAGAUGCGGUCCGACCGGCGCCACGGGGCGCAGUACCUGCGCGUCCGCGAGGGCACGCAGAGCUUCGCCCAGACCAUGGCGGGCGACCUUCCGACAAACACAAUCCUUUUCGGCGAGCGCGUAGACGCCAUCCUCCCAAGCCCUCGCCCGGGAGUCGUCGUCCUCUCCCGGACGGGCCGCGCCAUCCGCGCCAAGAAAGUGAUCUGCUCCACCCCGACGCCGGUCCUCAAGACCAUCCAGUUCCACCCGCCGCUCCCGGCCAAGAAACAGCUGCUGGUCGACUCCUUCCGGUACGGCUACUACACCAAGGUGAUGCUGGUGUUCCGGUCGGCCUGGUGGGUCGAGCGCGGGUAUUGUGGGCUGGUGCAGUCGUUCAAGGGCCCCGCGUCCAUCUAUCGGGACACGGGCAGCCCCCGCGAUGGCAAGUUCGUGCUCACGGCGUUCUUGGCGGGUGAGAGUGGCCGGCAGUGGGCGCGGGAGAAGGACCCGCGCAAGCGGGAGCAGGCGCUGCUGCGCCAGUUGGGGCGGAUCUAUGAUGAGCCCGAGGUCCCGGCCACAGAGUUUGUGGAAGCGUUGGGCCACGAGUGGAGCGAGGAGGAGUUGUCGGGCUGGGGUUGUCCGUGUCCGGCGCUGCCGCCGGGGGUGUUGACGCUGGCGGGCGAGGCGUUGCGGGAGCCGGUCGGGAAUGUGCACUUUGUGGGGACGGAGACGGCGGCGGAGUGGAAGGGAUAUAUGGAGGGGGCGGUGCGGAGUGGGCGACGCGGGGCGAGGGAGGUGGUGCAGGGGUUGAAUCGGAGUCGACUGUGA